GAAAAAAAAAAAAUCCUCGAGCCCUGAUUGGCCGAUGUGUGUGCUCGUUUCACUCGUCUCGCGUGGUGCUGUUCUGCGUGCUUUUCCUCUUACUGCGAUUGCUACAACGACUCAGCGUGACGUCACAUCCAUUUACAAGUCGUUCGUUACCGGUGGACAGUUCCCCCGAAGCGACGAGAGGCUCGCUUUCGUUUAGGUAGCCUACAGUGUGUAUACAUGUGGGCUGGAGCUCCCCAAAGUCUGUGGAACAAUAUCACCCCCCUAAAAAUCUCAAACAAAUACGCACAAGAUGGAUCCCGCUCUCCUGAGAGACCGAGAGCUCUUUAAAAAGCGAGCUCUCAGCAACCCAACUGUAGAAAAACGCUCUUCUAGUUCCUCUGAGUCUUCAAAGAAAAAGAAGGCCAAACUUGAUCUGGGAGGAACAUCUGGAUCCAAGCAGAGCACAGAUGGCAGCAAUGGAUCGAUUAACCUCAAAGGUCUUUCUGGGAGUUCGGUGUACAAGUUUGGUGUCCUUGCAAAGAUUGUAAACUAUAUGAAGACACGACACCAGCGUGGAGACACGUAUCCGCUGACUCUGGAAGAAAUCCUUGAUGAAACGCAGCAUCUUGACAUUGGCAUGAAACAGAAACAAUGGCUCAUGUCAGAGGCUUUAGUGAACAAUCCCAAAAUUGACAUUAUUGAUGGUAAGUAUGCCUUUAAGCCCAAGUACAACCUGAAAGACAAAAAGGCCCUUCUAAGGCUGUUGGACAAACAUGACCAAAGAGGCCUCGGAGGCAUUUUGUUAGAAGACAUAGAGGAAGGACUUCCGAAUUCCCAGAAAGCCAUUAAGGCAUUGGGGGAUCAGAUUGUUUUUGUAACACGACCGGACAAAAAGAAGAUCCUUUUCUAUAAUGACAAAAGCUGCCAGUUUACUGUAGAUGAAGAAUUUCAGAAAUUGUGGAGGAGUGUUCCUGUGGAUUCUAUGGAUGAUGAAAAGAUCGAGGAAUACCUGAAGAGACAAGGCAUCUCAUCCAUGCAGGAAUCUGGACCAAAGAAAAUCAUUCCAGUUCAGAAAAGGAAAAAGUCUAACUCGCAGAAGAAGAGGAGGUUUAAGACUCACAAUGACCAUUUGGCAGGCGUGCUCAAAGAUUACACAGAUGCUGCUCCUGGCAAACCAUAAUCAUUUUAUUAGGACUCGAAAUGUUUACGGAGGAUUCUUUCCACGGGAUUUUCUUCGAACGCUCAUUGGCUUGGAACAUUAAAGGGAUAGCCUAGAUAGGCUAACGUGCCAUCUGGCUGAAAGGGGUAGAGCCGAACGAAGGCAGAGUGCUCCACACUCAAACACAGAGGUUGUGAAGACUUUAAAUAACCAAAUGACUUAACUGUUCCUCUAAUGUGUUUCCUUAGAUUCCAGAACCAGAAUAAAGACAAGUUGGUCUCAUAGAAGGAGUUACAUUGCUGACUAAGAACUUAGUAAAGUAUUAAACCAUACAGUAUAUUGUUCUUUAGAUUAAACGUGCUCUGGGGCAGUAUUGUCAUUGCGCAUGCUGGGAAAGCCAUUACAGUAGAAAUUGUGAUGGGGAUUAUACCCUGCCUGCUUAAUUUUGCUUUCUCAAAGACAACAUUGGUGCUCCAGAAUUUCUGCAGAUGACAUUUCUGUUUACUAUAUGUACAUAAUACUGGUGAAAAUAUGGGAACCAUUUUUUUUUUCCUGAAAGUUCAAUAUACAAAGGGUAUUUUAUAUUCGUGAAUGGAUAAAUGCUUUCCAUUUUUUUCCUUUAAUAAAUGAUUUCUUGAGUGUAA
Molecule: messenger RNA, 1782 nt
Organism: Spea bombifrons (plains spadefoot toad)
Lineage: Eukaryota; Metazoa; Chordata; Amphibia; Anura; Pelobatidae
Gene: GTF2E2
Product: general transcription factor IIE subunit 2
Exons: 8
Coding region: 290-1159 (289 amino acids)
Biological process (GO): transcription initiation at RNA polymerase II promoter
Cellular component (GO): transcription factor TFIIE complex
Source: RefSeq, a predicted model, not a curated record